GAGGCCCUGACCGACCAGGGAACCGACUGCCGGACCGGCCGUCUCAAGGGGGCCGGGCCUGCCAGCCUGUGCCAACCGUUCUCGAGCACCACAAUGGACUGGCGCUGCUCUCUGGGGCUCGCAUGCUUCCUGGCACUGUGGGUCUCAACCACCGGGCAAGAUGAAGCGGUGGACUAUCUGAUACAGUACGGAUACCUUCAGCCGCCCCUGGAGGAAACGGAUGGCCAGUUCGGAGAGGCUGAAAUGGCUGAGGCCUUGAGGUCCUUCCAGGAGGCGUCAGAGCUGCCGGUCACAGGAUGGCUGGACAGGGAGACGAAGACGAGGAUGGCGCAACCUCGCUGUGGCCUCCAGGACCCCUUCAAUCAGAAGAUCCUCAAGUACCUGCUGCUGGGUCGCUGGCGGAAGCGGAACUUGACCUUCCGGAUCCUGAACUUGACCCCGGACCUGCCGCCUCAGAUGGUCCGGGAUGCUCUCCACGCCGCCUUCGACUACUGGACCGCGGUGACUCCGCUCAGCUUCCGUGAGGUUCACGCUGGUCACGCCGACAUCCGCUUCUUCUUCCACCGCCGCAGAGUGGCCGGCUGCUCUCAUGCCUUCGACGGGCCCGGGAAAGUGCUGGCCCAUGCCGACAUCCCCGAGGCGGGCAGCGUGCACUUCGACGAGGACGAGAUGUGGACCGAGGGGACGUCGCGUGGGAUCAACCUCCGCAUCAUCGCGGCGCACGAGCUGGGCCACGCGCUCGGCCUGGGCCACUCCCGCUUCCCCAAGGCCCUCAUGGCACCCGUCUACUUGGGCUACCGGCCCGAUUUCCGCCUGCACCCUGAUGAUGUGGCGGGCAUCCAGGCCCUGUACGGGAAGAAGAGCCGGAGGAAAGAAGAGGAAGAGAUACAAGAGCUGGACUUAGAAACCAUCGAGCCCCCAUCUCCAAAGGUGCCCAGCCCCGUGCCCGACCCCUGCAAGGGCGAGCUGGAUGCCAUUCUGUUUGGGCCCCAUCUCAAGACCUACGCCUUCAAGGGCGACUACGUGUGGACCGUGACAGACUCGGGGCGCGGUCCCUUGCGGCGUGUGUCCACCCUGUGGCCCGGGCUUUCGGGAUCCUUGGACGCGGCCGUCUACUCCCCCCGCACGGGCCGGAUCUACUUCUUCAAAGGCGACCAGGUGUGGGUCUACAUUGGCUUCAAAUUGGAAGCCGGGUUCCCCCGGCGACUGGUCCACGUAGGGCCCAACCUGGAUGCUGCACUGUACUGGCCCCUCAACCAGAAGAUCUUCCUCUUCAAGGGCUCCGGCUACUGGCAGUGGGACGAGUUGGCCUGGAAUGAUUUCAGCCGCUACCCAAAGCCGAUGAGGGGCCUGUUCACGGGGGCGCCGGCCGGGCUGUCCGCGGCGGUCAGCUGGAAGAACGGCGGAAUCUACUUCUUCAAGGGCAGCAGCUACUGGCGGCUCAAUCGCCAGCUGCGGGCGGAGAAGGGGUACCCGCGGGACACCGCUCAUCACUGGAUGCACUGCCCGCCCCGAGGCGCCACCUUGGCACCGGACGACCUUCUCCCUACUGGCAUUGCCCUCCCCAAUGGGACCGACACUUCUUCUGGCACUGCCCUCCCCACCGGGACCGUCACCUCUUCUGGCACUGCCCUCCCCACCGGGACCGUCACCGCUUCUGGCACUGCCCUCCCCCCUGGGACCGUCACCGCUUCUGGCACUGCCCUCCCCACUGGGACUCUCACCCCUUCUGACACCGCCCUCCUGACUGGCACCGGCCCUCCCCCUUAACGUCUCCUCCCCACUGGCACUACCCUCCUCCCCCCCAGCACUAGACUCCGUCCCUCCGGUCCCUGGGAAGGAGCAGGCCCCCAGCCCACCUCCCUCACCCCUGCAGGCGGGGAAAACGACCCAGAUGGGACCCCCCCCUUCCGAGCGCUUCGUCCAGUGCUCUGCACCUAGUAAGCGCUCAAUAAAUACUAUCGAAUGAACGAAA
Messenger RNA from Ornithorhynchus anatinus (platypus), 1975 nucleotides. It is a transcript of the gene MMP19, whose product is annotated as matrix metallopeptidase 19. NCBI's taxonomy places the organism in Eukaryota, Metazoa, Chordata, Mammalia, Monotremata, Ornithorhynchidae. Gene Ontology annotation, molecular function: metalloendopeptidase activity; zinc ion binding. Gene Ontology annotation, biological process: collagen catabolic process; extracellular matrix organization; proteolysis. The coding region runs from base 94 to 1770 and encodes 558 amino acids. The record is from RefSeq and is a predicted model, not a curated record. Gene Ontology annotation, cellular component: extracellular matrix. The transcript is spliced from 10 exons.